Dichotomopilus funicola is the source of this 2676-nucleotide messenger RNA. RefSeq names its product condensin complex subunit 2/barren. The coding region runs from base 1 to 2676 and encodes 891 amino acids. Gene Ontology annotation, molecular function: chromatin binding. Lineage: Eukaryota; Fungi; Ascomycota; Sordariomycetes; Sordariales; Chaetomiaceae. Gene Ontology annotation, cellular component: condensin complex. The transcript has 5 exons. Gene Ontology annotation, biological process: mitotic chromosome condensation. The record is from RefSeq and is a predicted model, not a curated record.
AUGCCUCGAGUCGCCCAAGGGCCCCGGAGGAGCAUGAGCAGAGUUCCCUCUGGCUCUAUUCUCGCGUCACCAUUUAAAUCGCCUGUCAAAAUCCCACUCAACGACGAUGCCCACGAGAAAGCGCAACGAUCCCACGGCCGCAAAGCCGCCCACGAAGCCCAAAUCAACCAACUCCGGGCCGCCGCGACCAGCACACCCCGCAAAUCAAGCAGCUCAUUCAACAACCUCCAAGAUGCCGAACCCCCCUCGUCCAGCCCGCGCACGCCCGCGCGCCGCCGAAAAAGCGGCAACCACACGAUUAUCCUCGACGACGAAGAGCAGCUGGUCGUUGGCGGGAAGGCCGUGACGCCUAUGAAGCGUGUGCCCAUCCUCGCCAACUUUGAGGAGUGGAUGAAGAUGGCGACCGACAACAAGAUCAAUGCGGCCAACUCGUGGAAUUUUGCGCUUAUCGACUACUUCCACGACAUGUCGCUGCUCAAGGAGGGCGACGGCGUCAACUUUCAAAAGGCCAGCUGCACUCUUGAUGGGUGUGUCAAGAUCUACACGAGCCGUGUCGACAGUGUGGCUACUGAGACCGGGAAGCUGCUGAGCGGUUUGGCCGAUAGCCGUGAUAACAAGCGGAAAGGUCGCGAUGGUGAUGAGGGAGAAGAAGAGGAAGAAGAGGACGAAGUGGACGAGGACGGCAAUGUUAGGAAGAAGCCGAAGAAGAAGACCCAAAGAUCCUCCGAAGCAACACUAGCGCCAUCCUUUGCGUCGCUGCAACUCAAGAAACUCGAACUGGAGUUCGCCGUCGACCCGUUGUUCAAAAAGGCGUCUGCCGACUUUGACGAGGGAGGCGCAAAGGGACUUCUCCUGAACCACCUCAUGAUCGACUCGCAGGGCAGGAUCGUGUUCGACAGCAGUGACGACGCCGAGGAUGCCGCUGAGGGAGGCUCCAAGUCCCGCAAGCGAGGCGACGAUGAGGAGGAUUUAGACGUUGAGGAUGCUGAGGGUGACCUAUCCAUGGCCGACCGGGAGCCGACUCCCACCCCGCCCGAGUUGGAAGAGGAAGACGUUGAGAUUGACGUUGCUGGGCUCGGCGCGCGGUUCUUCCCCGAUAUGGGCAUUUUGGACAGCAUGGAUGUUUGCCCGUCACUAAAAACGUUCGAUCUCGGCGACCCCUCUGGUUCUUUGGACAUACCAUUCCUAAAGACCCCCGACGACUACCAAGACAAGGAGCGGACACCCGGGCCCGGUGGAAUAGGUGACAAAUCGGGCAUGUUCAUUGACGAGGAAAAUCCACUUGGUUUCGACGACGAAGACGGUCUUGGGACCUUUGACAUGGGCGCAGAUGUGGACUUUGGCGAGGGCGGAGAGGCGUGGGCGAAGGAAGCCGCGCUCGAGCCCCAAAUGAUGCGCGAGGACGGAGCCAACCUAUCUGGGAACGGCGACUUUGCCAUCUCCAUGACGCACGCCCAAAAGGCUGACCGGAUGCACGAGGACAUCCUCAGCUACUUCGACCAAGCCCUACAAAAGAACUGGAGCAGCGCAGAGCACUGGAGGAUACGAAAGAUCAAGGACGUCAACAAGCCCACGGAGCCUACGAGGCAGCGCAAGGAGAAGCAGCCCUUCGAGAUCGACUUUGCCAGCCCCCUCGACCCGACCGUGGCGGACUUGAUUUACACCCAAGCCUCCUCCAACACGGCCAUUUCCUUGCCCAAAAAGGACUGGAAGUCCAAGUCGCGUAACCUUCUUCCGGACGACAAGCAUUUCAGCUCCAAGCAACUUCUCACUCUUUUCCUCAAGCCUAAGGCACGUAUGGGCCGACGGCGCGUUCUGGGUAGCGGCAGCCGCAUCGGCAACAUCGACUCCCAGCGCCAACAAAACGACAUCCCCGAGGGCGAGAUGGACGAAGCGUUCUGGGCGUCGCAAAAGGCGCCGCUCCAAUCCACCGAGAACGGCCCGGGCGUCGACGACGACGGGAUGCCCCAGGGUGAUUACGACGCCAACUUCUUCCUCGACGACGGCCUACCGUUUGCGGGUGGAGGUGGACUGGGUGACGACGAUGACGACGACAUGGACGAGUUUGCCGACGCGCGAGAUCACUUUUCGCCCGAAGCAGGCGGGCCGGGCGGGCCUCUGGGCGGUCCCGGUGGUGCUGGCAUGAUGACCGAUGUCGGCAUGACGGGCGCGUUCGGGGGGUUGACGGUGACGAACCCGGCUGAUCUGGCGUUUGGUACCAUGCUGGUGACACAAAACCGGAGGGUGCGGCCUGAGUAUGUGCAGUAUGCUCGCGUGGCGAAGAAGGUAGACGUGAGGAGGUUAAAGGAGAAUAUCUGGAAGGGAAUGGGAUUGGAGCUACUGGAGAACCAAACCAACCCCGCCAACACAACAGCCAUCAACGAAACCAGUCGGCUGAUGACCCCAACCUCCCCCGAGAAACCCCUCACGACGACGGGAGCCGACGGCAGCGGCAAGGGAGACUCGGCCGAUCCCACGUUGAAAUUCACGUCCGUCGUCAACGACCUGCAGCGGGUCUACCCGAAGCAGGCUAUGGACGACAUCUCGACCAGUUUCUGCUUUAUCUGUCUGCUGCAUUUGGCCAAUGAGAAGGGGCUCGUGAUUUCUAAGACGGAAGGGUUGGAGGAAUUGCUGAUCCAGAAAGAUUGGGACGCGGAACCGGUCGAGGGGGAGUAG